Messenger RNA from Osmerus eperlanus (European smelt), 2287 nucleotides. RefSeq names its product T-box transcription factor 22 (gene tbx22). The record is from RefSeq and is a predicted model, not a curated record. NCBI's taxonomy places the organism in Eukaryota, Metazoa, Chordata, Actinopteri, Osmeriformes, Osmeridae. The coding region runs from base 56 to 1588 and encodes 510 amino acids. Gene Ontology annotation, biological process: regulation of transcription by RNA polymerase II; cell fate specification; positive regulation of DNA-templated transcription. Gene Ontology annotation, molecular function: RNA polymerase II cis-regulatory region sequence-specific DNA binding; DNA-binding transcription factor activity, RNA polymerase II-specific. The transcript has 8 exons. Gene Ontology annotation, cellular component: nucleus.
AACAGCUCGACGAAUUUCAGACGGACACCAAAAGAGGAGAUUGACUUGCGCCGGGAUGCAGGGUCUGAGCUCACGAGCCCAUGCGUUCUCGGUGGAGGCGCUGGUCGGGAAAAGCUGCAAGCGGAUGAAAGUGGAGAACGAGAAAGAAGCAAGCUCUAUGGGAGACACCGCAACCGAUGCAGGAACCAUAAUUCACGACUCAGAAGACUAUGUUGAAGAUCCCCCGUCGAACCCCAGAAAAAAGGCACGUUCUACACCGAUGACGCCUGGGUCUGACCCAGAAGAAGAGCCUCGGAUAGUCGGGGUGGACGAGCCCGGCCUGGCUGAAGAGACCAGGGGGCCGGGAGAGAGUAUGUGUCACCCGGGCAGAGAUGUUCGGGUAGACCUGCAGGGUUCAGAGUUGUGGAACCGAUUCCAUGAGAUCGGGACAGAGAUGAUCAUCACCAAGGCUGGCAGGAGAAUGUUUCCGUCUGUGCGCGUGAAGGUGCGUAACCUAGACCCCUGCCAGCAGUAUUAUAUCGCAAUGGACAUCAUGCCAGUGGACUCCAAACGUUACAGGUAUGUGUAUCAUAGCUCACAGUGGAUGGUGGCGGGAAACACGGAUCAUUCCUGUAUCGCUCCGCGCCUAUACGUGCACCCGGACUCCCCGUGCGCUGGAGAGACUUGGAUGCGCCAAAUAAUCAGUUUCGACCGCGUCAAACUCACCAAUAAUGAAAUGGACGAUAAAGGACAUAUAAUACUUCAGUCGAUGCACAAAUACAAACCUCGCGUUCAUGUGAUCUUGCACGACCAGCGAAUGGACCUGUCCCAGAUUCCGUCGCUCCCAGCCGAAGGCGUCUACACUUUUUCCUUCCAAGAAACGGAGUUCACCACCGUUACAGCCUAUCAGAAUCAACAGAUAACUAAGCUGAAGAUUGACAGGAAUCCAUUUGCAAAAGGCUUCAGAGACCCUGGAAGGAACAGGGGGGUGUUAGAUGGACUGUUGGAGUCCUACCCAUGGAGGAGUCCCCUGAGCUUAGACUUCAAGCCCUUCAACCUUCUACAAGGAAACUCUGGGAUGUCAGCCAGCGGGGUCUUGCCCCUGAAGAGCCUCAUCCCCUUAUCCUGCCCUCCUCCUGCACACCCCUUCUCCCUCUCCUGCCAGGAGGGCAGUCUUCACAGCCUCAGCCUCCCCCUCUACUGCAAGUCCUCCUCCCCUCUAGCAGCCCGGGCCUUCUCCUCCCCUGAAGGAGGCAGACUGAGGGGGCUGCCCCCUCUGCCCCCGCUCUCAGACUUAUCCUUCUUCUCUGCGCUGCAGGGGAAGAAAGCCUCCUACUGUAGGGGCUUGUGCCUCCAGGGGCCCUUAGGGGCCCCCUCCUGCCUGCUUCCCCUGCAGAGCCCUCUGAGUCCCCGGGCUCCACAUCCUCACCACCCCCACCACCCUGACUCUGCUGCCGGUGCCUCCUACUGCCUCUACCGUUACGGCCUUCCCAUGAACCCACACCUCGCCGCGCUCUCUCGCCACGCCAAGCUGGCCGAGGGCACCACAGACUGCCUUCGAGGGCACCUACAGACAGCCUGGCAUCCCACCACCAACCACUGCCUCUGACUACAGUGCUAACCUUCCACCCUGCCACCUAGGCCUCAGCCUCUCACCAACUAAGCCUGGACCUUGCCUGAACAGCUAGCCUGAAACGGACUCACCUUCGGUGAGUCCGUUUCAGGGUUACAAAAGGACUUGACAGUUGCAGUAUGUGGAGGUUCUCUCACAGACCAGAGUGAGAGAACAUGUGAGCAUGACACAUUUUGGAUGGUUGUUCAGGUGAUGCACUUAAUCCAUGCAAUGGAUUUGAACUAAGUUAUAGACAAUGCCCACUCAGCCAUAUGUUUCCACAGGACUAGAUGGGAGUUAAAGAGAGCACCAUCUUGGAAACACACGUCUUUACUCCUUACAAAAGUCAAUGGACUAUAAAAGUGUUUUUUGAGCACCAAGUCAAUGAACCAAGUAUCAUGAACUCACUGACAAAUAGAGUUUGUUAUUGUGGUUUAAACAACCAGAAGUGCCUUUUAAAAGGAAGACAUAAGCCAUGUGACUCAUGGGUACACAGCAUCCAUGUCAUAUAUUUUUUAUACAUGUAGAGAACAUGAAUGAGUAAACUAUUUGCCUUCAACUGUGUUUAUCGAACAGUAAAUUAUAACACCAGGAACUAUAUAUUACAUAACUUCUACAUUUUAAUUGCAUUCCUUUUGCAUACAGAACUGCACAGUAUACAAUACAGAUGCUGAAUUUCCUAUUCGCUGUGUAAGU